AUGUCAUUCAAUCAGAGACGGCGAAUUUUGAAGCCUCUUCUCUAUACUGCAGGAGCUGUGGUUGGUGGUGGAGGUCUUCUCUACAUCUCAUAUCGACCGCGCAACCUCCCCGGUUCCGAUCCAGCCGCCGUUCCUCCGCCCACUACUCGCGAUGGAAAACUUCAGCCGCCUCAAUUUCCCCUGAUCAAGUCGCGAGACGAGCAGAUCAAUGACUUGAGAAAGCAUUCUGCUGCUGUUCUGCCUAUAAAGGCCCUGAAGGACGUUGUUGAGUCAGCGCAAGGACAAUCGCAGAGUUCAACCGAGAGCUCCGAAAAGGGAAAGGAAGAUGAUAAUGUGUAUGAUAUUCUGGUUAUCGGCGGAGGGGCUACUGGGUCUGGAAUUGCUCUCGAUGCUGCAACACGGGGCCUCCGUGUUGCUCUGGUCGAGCGUGAUGACUUCAGCGCUGGCACAAGUAGCAAGAGUACAAAGCUCGUUCACGGAGGUGUCCGCUACCUGGAGAAGGCAGUUUGGGAAAUGGACUACAACCAAUACGCAUUGGUGAAGGAGGCUUUACGAGAGAGAAAAUACUUCCUUCACACUGCCCCCCAUCUGUCCAUGUGGCUGCCCAUCAUGGUGCCUGUGCAGAAGUGGUGGCAGGUGCCCUAUUUUUGGGCUGGUACGAAAUGCUACGACUUCCUUGCUGGCUCGGAAGGUAUUGAAAGCUCGUACUUCUUGCCCCGAAGUAAAGCCUUAGAUGCAUUUCCCAUGCUUCGGAAAGAUAACCUUUUCGGAGCCCUGGUUUACUAUGAUGGAGCGCAUAAUGACUCUCGUAUGAACGUGUCAUUGGCCAUGACUGCAGCGCUAUACGGAUGUACUGUCGUCAAUCACAUGGAAGUGACAGGGUUGACGAAGGAUGCCAAUGGCAAACUUAACGGGGCCAAAGUCAAAGACUUGAUCGCAGAGAGGAAUGGGGAGAAGGAAGGCGAGUUCACGAUCCGGGCCAAAAGUAUCAUCAAUGCUACGGGUCCAUUCACCGAUUCAAUCAGGAAGCUUGACGAUCCGGGCAUCAAUGAGAUCGUGGCACCAAGUUCUGGGGUACAUAUCAUCCUUCCAGGGUACUACAGCCCUGCAAAGAUGGGACUGAUAGACCCUUCAACGUCAGAUGGUCGGGUUAUCUUCUUCCUGCCUUGGCAAGGGAACACCAUUGCAGGCACCACAGACAGCCCGACUGAGAUCACUAAGGACCCUAUUCCAUCUGAAGAGGACAUCAACUGGAUUCUCAGUGAGAUCCGAGGAUACCUGGCACCCGACAUCAACGUCCAGCGUGAUGACGUCCUGGCAGCGUGGUCUGGAAUCCGGCCCUUAGUCCGAGACCCCAAGGCCAAAAAUACCGAGUCUCUCGUGCGCAACCAUUUGAUCUCCGUUUCGAACUCUGGCCUACUAACCUGCGCUGGUGGUAAAUGGACCACCUACCGGCAAAUGGCCGAGGAGGCAGUUGACGAAGCCAUCAAGCAGUUCAACCUUCAGCCGGGGAAGCCUCUCUCAAACCCCAACACCAGCGGCGUCCUCUCGUACAGUGGCAGCGCCGUGCUAGAUGGAACUUGCCAGACACACAAAGUUCGACUGAUGGGCGCCCAUGGAUACUCGAAGACGCUCUUUAUCAACCUUAUCCAGCACUUUGGCCUCGCAACUGACGUAGCUAAACACCUUACUCAAUCCUACGGUGAUCGAGCGUGGGAAGUGGCCGCCUUAUCAAAUGCUACUGACACGCGCUUCCCGCUGAGAGGCGUGCGUCUCUCACCCCUCUACCCGUUCAUCGAUGGUGAGGUCCGAUAUGCUGUGCGCCGCGAAUACGCCCAGACCGCGGUCGACGUGCUGGCUCGACGAACAAGACUGGCCUUCCUAAACGCCCAAGCCGCCCUGGAGACGCUUCCCGUCGUCAUCGAUCUCAUGGCUGAAGAGCUUAAGUGGGACGCAAGGCGAAAACAGACGGAAUGGGACGAUUCCGUAAAGUUCCUGAUGUCCAUGGGUCUUGACAAGAGGCGGCUCGGGAUCUCCAGGAAGGACGUGGAAGCCAGAAAGUUUUAA
This is a messenger RNA of Nannizzia gypsea CBS 118893, 2067 nucleotides long. RefSeq names its product glycerol-3-phosphate dehydrogenase. The coding region runs from base 1 to 2067 and encodes 688 amino acids. Gene Ontology annotation, cellular component: mitochondrion; glycerol-3-phosphate dehydrogenase (FAD) complex. Gene Ontology annotation, biological process: glycerol-3-phosphate metabolic process. Lineage: Eukaryota; Fungi; Ascomycota; Eurotiomycetes; Onygenales; Arthrodermataceae. The transcript has 3 exons. The record is from RefSeq and is a predicted model, not a curated record. Gene Ontology annotation, molecular function: glycerol-3-phosphate dehydrogenase (quinone) activity.